AUGAAGCGAGCUUAUAGUCAAUUUCAACUGGAAGGUGAAAAUUGUGAUAUUUCUGUUGUUGAGGAGGAGCCAAAAAUCAAAGAUCCUCUUCAAGUUUUUGGCCCUCCACCACCAUUACCUCCCCCGCCAUUACCAAUUAGUGCACCAAUUCCUCCACCUUUAUUUGACAAUCAAUCACCAAACAUUCAAAGUGUUUCUUUUAUUUAUUCGAAUGAAAAACAACAAAAUAUUAAUUAUAAUAUUAGCCAAUCUAUUACUGAUAACAAUCGUUGGUCUGCUGCUGAUAGUUCUUCUUCUGGUAGUUUUUAUAGCGAUCCUUGGGCAGCGUCUGAUGCUGAAACAACAACUUCUGCAGAUAUUUCUGUUCAAAGUAAUCAAAUGACAAAUCAAGUAUUUCCACCACUUCGAGCAGCACUUACAGGGGAUUCACAAUAUCGGCGAUGUUUUGCGCCCUCAAAUGAGUUUGGACAAUCUUUUUCAAUAUUUUCUACUUCAAAUAGUAUUGCUAGAGCUAGACCACGUUCCCAUACACCUCUUGUUUUUGGACCUUCAUCUACUAAUACAUUUUCAAAAUCUCAAAUGGCAACAACAACACCUUUAAAUCAAAGAAAUACUUCGCAAAAUAUCGAUUCAUCUUCAACACAAGGAAUUAAAACACUUGACCAUCCAAUUGUUGAACUACCACGAAAAUGA
Molecule: messenger RNA, 693 nt
Organism: Meloidogyne enterolobii
Lineage: Eukaryota; Metazoa; Nematoda; Chromadorea; Rhabditida; Meloidogynidae
Source: the annotation of a GenBank genome assembly